Molecule: messenger RNA, 3794 nt
Organism: Ipomoea triloba (trilobed morning glory)
Lineage: Eukaryota; Viridiplantae; Streptophyta; Magnoliopsida; Solanales; Convolvulaceae
Product: E3 ubiquitin-protein ligase UPL7
Exons: 14
Coding region: 118-3612 (1164 amino acids)
Biological process (GO): protein polyubiquitination; ubiquitin-dependent protein catabolic process
Molecular function (GO): ubiquitin protein ligase activity
Source: RefSeq, a predicted model, not a curated record
ACUGUUUAAUUGUUUGUACUUGGAUUAUACUGGAGUUAUUUAUCAUUCAUACUAUCGCGGAUACGCGGCCCCAAAAUAACUCUUUCUAUCAACUGUCCUCGCAAAUCACAACUCGCCAUGGACGAACCUCGAAAACAUCAGGUCUCGUUGCGAGGAGCGAGCGUGAAGGAGAUUUCUAGGGAUGCGCUUCUCGAGAAGGUGUCGCACCAGAGAGAGCUUAGGAGUUAUAUUCGAAAAUCCACUGCGGCUGCAGUGUUUAUUCAGAGAGUUUGGCGGCGAUACUCUGCCACAAAGUUGAUAGCCCUACAACUUCAGAAUCAGUGGGAGAUAUUGAUGGAUAACCUUGCUGUUCCUCUAACUAAAAUACAGAUAUCUGGCAGUAUUUUGAGGCCUUUUAUUUUCUUCAUGUCAUUCUUGUUGAAUCGAGGGGCGAAAAAGCAAAAGAGUGACAAAGAUUGCAUGAAGACUUGCUUCAGAGUUGUUUUGGAAAGCAUAAACUCGACUAAUCUGGAUGAAAACUUUUGCUCCAUGGCAUUUGGAAAUGUUGAAGAAAGAAGAGUUUGGACUUACCAAUCAAAGAAGCUGAUUUCCCUUUGCUUGUUGGUUCUAGCAGAAUUUGAUAACUCCCGCCUAGGGGGUGAAGACAUUUUUGUUACAUCAUUAGCACUGCGUUUGGCAGUUGUUUUGACUGAUCUUAAAGGUUGGAAAUGCAUUAUUAAUGCUAAUAUCCAGGCUGCAAAUAUGUCAAUAAGAGACUUAGUUCAUUUCAUGGGAAGCAAGAAAAGUUGUUUGUACAGUUCUGUACGGAGAUACAUUUGUAAACUUCAAACGCCUGUUUCUUCUCAAGUGACUAGUUCUGGCCAGGCAGAUGAUCGAUUCUUGAUCAUUGCUAGUGCUACAACUUUGGCUUUGCGGCCAUUUCAUGUUGCAGGCUUAGUUGUAAACACUAAUUGCUUAGAGGAAGUGCAGAACGCUGCCGAGCAGUUUUGUAUUUUUCUACUUACAAUUCCUUGGUUUGCUCAAAAGUUACCAGCAGUGCUAAUACCAGCUCUGAGACAUAUGUCUGUUUUGUCAGCUUGUUUAAGGGUUCUGCUGAUGUCAAGGGAGGGAAUCUUAAAAGAAAUGUCUUGUGCUGUUAAGAUGACAACUACCCACCAAAACAGGGUGAUGCCACAGGUUGGUUGGGCUCUGGCAAACAUUAUAUACCUUGCUACAAUGUGUGAGAAGAAUGCAUUGGAUUCUGGAAAGUUUGCCCCUGGCUUAGACCAUGCAUCCUAUGUACAUGUUGUGAUUGCUCUGGCAGAGAACCUAUUGACUUGGCUUGAAAAGGUUGGAUGGCUAAGAAAGGACCAAGAAGUCCUGGAUGAUUGUCAUACUUCUGCUGAAUCCCUUGAUAACUUUUUGCAUGAGGCUGAGACAACUGCUGGAUCCCUAAAGAUGUCAUAUUCGGACCUUCUUAAGCCUGUUUGUCAGCAGGGGCAUCUGAUGAAACUUGUAUCAUUUAACAAAGAUACUUUUGUUAAGAAGGAUGAUAAUCUGCCAGCAAUCAGCAUGGAGUCUCCUAGAUGUUGUGAGUUGCUUGAUGUUGCUUAUUAUUACUCAUGCAUGCUUAGAAUAUAUUCAGCUCUGAAUACAGUGCAUGGAGCAUUGCCAGUUCUGAAUAUGCUAUCAUUUACUCCUGGAUUUCUUUCUAAUUUGUGGGGUGCUCUAGAAAAAAAUUUAUUCCCUGGAAAAGAUUAUGUUGCUGAGAGUGCUUCAAAUCAAAAUAAAGUUGGUGAAAGCAAUUUUCAUGAAGUGUCUGCAGGAAAGCAAAAACAUUUUGCUAAAGACAGUGGCAGCAAAUGGGUUGAUGUAAUUCAGAAAAUCACAGGAAAAUCACAAACAGAAUCAAAAACUGCAAACAUGGCAGAUGGAAUUUCUGGUUCUAACUCAAUUGAUGAGCAUUGUUCUGAUAUCUGGGAUAUUGAACCACUAAGGAAGGGUCCUGAUGGCAUAUCAAAAGAUACUAAUUGUCUGCUUCAUCUCUUCUGUGCCAGCUAUUCACACCUGCUCUUAGUUCUUGAUGACAUUGAGUUUUAUGAGAGACAGGUCCCUUUUGUAUUGGAGCAGCAACGCAAAAUUGCGUCAGUACUUAACACAUUGGUGUACAAUGCCUUGUCCCUCAAUAUUGGUGCUCAAAAUAGGCCACUAAUGGAUUUUGCUGUCAAAUGCCUGCAUUUGUUAUAUGAAAGAGAUUGCAGGCACCAGUUUUGUCCACCUGCUUUGUGGCUUUUACCAGGUAGAAUAAAUCGCCCUCCAAUUGCUGUAGCUGCUAGGACUCAUGAAGUUUUGGCAGCUACUACAAAUGAUGUUUCAGCCUCUCUGACAAUUGAUUCUGUCAUUACAACUACACCACAUGUCUUUCCAUUUGAAGAGAGGGUUGAAAUGUUUAGAGAAUUUAUCAACAUGGAUAAAGUGUCUAGAAGAAUGGCUGGUGAGGUUGUAGGUCCAGGUCCACACUCAGUAGAAAUUGUUAUUCGCCGUGGUCAUGUUUUUGAAGAUGGAUUUCAACAAAUAAAUUGCCUUGGGUCCAGACUAAAGUCUAACAUCCAUGUUUCUUUUGUAAAUGAAUCUGGUCUUCCUGAGGCUGGCUUGGACUAUGGUGGGUUAUCUAAGGAAUUCUUGACUGAAAUAGCAAAAGCAGCGUUCUCACCUGAGUGUGGUCUAUUCAUCCAGACUUCAACCUCAGACCGGCUUCUAAUUCCUAAUUCAGCUGCAAGGUUUUUAGAAAAUGGUUUCCAGAUGAUUGAGUUUCUGGGAAAAAUUGUUGGCAAGGCACUUUAUGAAGGAAUAUUGUUGGACUAUUCCUUUUCACAUGUUUUUGUGCAGAAGUUAUUGGGCCGCUAUAGCUUUCUUGAUGAAUUAUCAACACUUGACCCUGUUCUAUAUAGAAAUCUCAUGUAUGUUAAGCAUUAUGAGGGUGAUGUCAGAGAGCUUUCAUUGGAUUUCACAGUUACAGAAGAAUCACUUGGAAAGAGGCAUGUUAUUGAGCUUAAACCUGGAGGCAAGGAUGCCAGUGUGACAAAUGAUAACAAGCUGCAAUACAUUUAUGCGAUUGCAGACUAUAAACUUAAUCGGCAGAUACUUCCAUUCUCAAAUGCAUUUUACAGAGGGUUGACUGAAGUUAUAUCCCCCUCUUGGUUAAAGUUAUUCAAUGCAAGUGAAUUUAAUCAGUUGCUUUCAGGGGGAAACCACGAUAUUGAUGUUGAUGAUUUAAGGAAAAACACGCGGUAUACCGGGGGUUAUAGUGAAAGUAGUCGAGCAGUGAAACUUUUUUGGGAGGUUUUUGCAAAUUUUGAAGCAAGAGAACGGUGUUUGCUCCUUAAGUUUGUGACAAGUUGUUCUCGAGCCCCUUUACUUGGCUUCAAAUAUUUGCAGCCAACCUUCACUAUUCAUAAGGUUUCAUGUGAUGUACCACUAUUGGCAGUACUUGGAGGACAGGAUGUUGAUCGGCUUCCAUCAGCUUCUACAUGCUAUAAUACAUUGAAGCUUCCAACAUACAAACGGUCGAGCACCUUGAGAGCAAAGCUUCUUUAUGCCAUCAAUUCAAAUGCUGGGUUUGAGCUUUCAUAGAAGGAAGAUGUUUUCAUUUCUUGUGGCUUUCUUUCUAAUACACUACACGUAAUGUAUUUUUACCCGAUUGAUUGCCCGUUUUAUGUUUAUGUUUUAAUCAAAUAGUGGCCUGUCAAUAUACAAAAUGCUUUUGUUUAAUCAAAAAGUAAUGCAAUUUUCUUAUAGAGAUGGUACAAAGUUAA